Molecule: messenger RNA, 7328 nt
Organism: Heterocephalus glaber (naked mole-rat)
Lineage: Eukaryota; Metazoa; Chordata; Mammalia; Rodentia; Bathyergidae
Gene: Ttc3
Product: tetratricopeptide repeat domain 3
Biological process (GO): ubiquitin-dependent protein catabolic process
Molecular function (GO): ubiquitin-protein transferase activity; protein binding
Source: RefSeq, a predicted model, not a curated record
CGCGGGCUGCCGGCCCGGGUGAGUGGACGGACACCCUGAGCGCGGCAGGGCUCCCAGACGUGUCACCCUGUCCCGCCGCAGCCGAGAUGCCCGGGGAGCGGGUCUUCCACACCCCCUCCGUGGGUGUGUGGAUUGUGAACCAUGGACAGUUUUACUGAGGGAGAUCUCUCUAUGGCGGAUUAUGCCUUGUUAGAUGAUUGCCCUGACGAGGAUGAGUGUGCCUUUGCUCCAGAACUUAUGACAGCGAAUUAUGUUCAUGUGACUCAGCUUUACUGUGAUGGAGUGGGUACACAGUAUAAAGAUUAUGCCCAAACAGACAGAAAUUUAGAAUUUGACAUCUGCAACAUAUGGUGUAGUAAACCAGUUUCUGACCUGCACGAUUACUGUGAUGCCAUUAAAAUAUAUAUCUUCUGGCCACUUCUUUUUAAACAUCAGCACACUUCUGUAAUAUCACGAUUGCAUCCCUGUGUGGAGCCCAGCAAUUCUUGUGCUUCUGAGAUAAGUUUGAGGAAAUUACAGUGUCUUGAGUUGAUGGAAGAUAUUGUGGAUUUGGCAAAGAAAGUUUCGAAUGAUUCGUUCCUUAUUGAAGGCUUAUUGAAAAUUGGUUAUAAAAUAGAAAAUAAAAUGUUGGCAAUGGAAGAAGCUUUAAAUUGGAUAAAAUACACAGGUGAUGUAACAAUUCUGCCUAAAUUAGGAUCAGUUGAUACUAGUUGGCCUUUAUUGAGAAUUUUCUUUACUGAAUACAAGUAUCACAUAACUAAAGUUGUAAUGGAAAACUGCAAUUUACUUGAAGAAUUUAAAACUCAAAAUUGUGCUCAUUGUAUACAGCAAGGAGAGCUCAUGAAAAUAAAAGGGAAUGAAGAAUUUUUCAAUGAAAGAUUUGAUAUAGCUAUUAUCUAUUACACCAGAGCCAUCGAAUAUAGACCUGACAACCACUUUCUUUAUGGUAACCGAGCUCUUUGUUUUCUUCAUACUGGACAGUUAAGAAAUGCACUUGGUGAUGGAAAGAGAGCCACUAUUCUGAAGUGCUCCUGGCCAAAGGGUCAUUAUCGUUACUGUACUGCUCUUUCUCUGCUGGGAGAAUAUGACUGGGCCCUGCAAGCAAACAUAAAAGCUCAAAAACUCUGUAAAAAUGACCCUGAGGGAAUCAAGGAUCUAAUUCAGCAGCAUGUACAGUUACAAAAGCAAAUAGAAGACCUACAAGGUCGAACACCAAAUAAGAAUCCAAUUAAAGCUUUUUAUGAAAGCAGGGCCCAUAUACCUAGGAAUUUACCAGCACCUGCUUUUACUGCAUCACUGAGCUUUGUGGAGAAGGGACGAGAGUUCCGGAAAGCUAACCAGGAAAUGGCUUACGGUGGUAGUGAGAACAUGAAGGAAAUAGAUGAGGCUUUGAGAUCAGAUGAUUGUGACUGCCAGACUGAAUUUAUACAAUCGCCAAGUCAUCCUCCAAGACAUAGAGGAAGACAUAAACCCCGAAACAAUGAAUCGGAGAAAGUCAACUCUAAUUCAGAGUUGGCUUUGCCAGUAGAUUGGAGAAAGCUCUUGGAGAGAGAGUUUUCUAAAUCUUCCAGAGCUGCUCAGCAGGACUUUGCUAAUAUUAUGAAAAUGCUGAGAAGCUUAAUCCAAGACGGUUACACUGCCUUGCUGGACCAGCGCUGCCGCAGUGCUGCACAGUCAUUUUCAGAACUGCUGAAUGGCUUAGAUCCUCAAAAAAUAAAGCAAUUGAACCUGGCUAUGAUUAACUAUGUAUUAGUAGUCUAUGGACUUGCUAUGUCUCUCCUUGGAAUAGGACGACCUGAGGAAUUAUCUGAAGCUGAAAACCAGUUUAAGAGGAUUCUUGAAUUCUAUCCCAAUGAGGGACUUGACUCCUUGGCCUACUGUGGAAUUGGAAAAGUAUAUUUGAAGAAAAACAGAUUUCAAGAAGCUCUCACUCACUUUGAGAAAGCAAAAACCUUGAUUUAUCGUCUCCCUGGAGUAUUAACUUGGCCCACAAGUAAUGUGAUUAUUGAAGAGUCUCAGCCAGAGAAAAUAAGGACAAUUUUAGAGAAAUUUGUUGAAGAAUGCAAGUUCCCUCCAGUGCCAGAUGCCAUUUGUUCCUACCAGAAGUGCCUUGGGCUUUCCAAAAUCCAAAUAUAUAUAACCGAUCCAGACUUUAAGGGUUUUAUACGAAUCAGCUGUUGCCAAUACUGUAAAAUAGAAUUUCAUAUGAAUUGCUGGAAGAAGUUAAAAGCAACAACAUUUAAUGAUAAAAUUGACAAGGAUUUUCUGCAAGGAGUUUGUCUUACCCCUGACUGUGAAGGUAUCAUUUCUAAGAUUAUCAUCUUUAGCCGUGGUGGUCAUGUUAAAUGUGAAUUUGAACACAAGGUCAUUAAAGAAAAGGUUCCUCCAAGACCUAUUCUGAAACAGAAAUGUUCUAGCCUAGAGAAGCUAAAACUGAAAGAAGACAAAAAACUGAAGAGAAAGAUCCAAAAACAAGAAGCAAAAAAACUAGCACAAGAAAGAAGGGAAGAGGACUUAAGAGAAAGUAAUCCUCCAAAAAAUGAACAGCAGAAAGAAACAGUAAAGAAUGUUCAGAGUUGCCCGUUCCUUGAUGACAGAAUUCUGCAGUGCAUAAAGCAGUACUCUGACAAAAUUAAAUCUGGUGUACUGGACACUUCCAAGCUUCUCAAAGAAUUGAUUUCUUGGAAGGUUUUGACCACAGAAGACUAUGCAACAUUUUUCUCUAACAAAAAUUUUCUCACCGAAGCAGUGGACUAUGUCAUCGGUUACUUGGUUCAAGAAAAUAAUAGAGUGAAAACAAGGAUGUUUCUGCACGUUUUGUGCGAGCUUCAAGAAGUGGAGCCCAAGGUAGCCAGCUGGCUCCAGAAACUUAACAGCUUUGGCUUAGAUGCCACGGGAACUUUUUUUGCUCGAUACGGAUCACUUCUGAAGGACCUUGACUUCACCAUCAUGACUUUCCUGUGGAAUGAGAAGUACGGUAAUAAGCUCGACUCUAUAGAAGGAAGGCAGCUUGAAUACUUCUGUGAGCCCGUGUCCCUGAAGGAAGCACGCUGUUUGAUAUGGCUGCUGGAGGAUCACAGAGAGAAGUUCCCGGCCCUGCACAGUGCUCUGGAUGAGUUCUUCGAUAUAAUGGAUAGCCGCUGCACUGUAUUAAGGAAACAAGACAAUGAAGUGCCGAUGACUUCUACCAAGGUGAAGAACAAAGGCAAGAAAAAGAGGCAAAAAGAUACAAAGCUGAUGUUAAUUGGGUCUGUAACAACUUCACUAACACCAAGUAAUGAGACUUCCACUUCAAGUCAAGACCCUAACAGGCGCAAUGGAGACCCUACUGGCCCGUUUGCAGUGCCAGAGCACCUUCGGCAGGAAAUAGAAGAAUUCGAAGCUUUCUACGAGCAGCAGCAGCAGUCUAAAGAUCAUUUCUCUCAGUAUGUGGAGGAACAAGGUCCCGUGGACAUGGGUAACAGGGUAUUCACUGAAGAAUAUGAGUUUUUCCCAGAAGAAACUCGAAAGAUAGUAGAACAAGCCGGAGGCUUAAAGUCUUUUCUCCUAGGAUGUCCACGUUUUGUUGUGAUUGACAACUGUAUUGCACUGAGGAAGGUUACGUUACGGCUCAAGAAAAGAAGAAAGAAGAGAAACAUGAAAGCAAAAGCAGAAGAGAUUUCAAAAAUGGAAGAGUAUUUACGAGCUAAGCUAUCGCCGAGUCCAACUGCUGGAGCGUCUCAGCCAGACGGACAGCCCAGCCCAGCGUCUGACUCGGCUUCAGCACCUGCUGCUAAGGAUGCGGAGCCCAAACCCAAGCCUGCUGAGGCUCCCAAGCCUGUCUGUGAAGACACAAAGCUCGCGCCUGGGCCUGAGAGCUCUUCCAGUCCUCUUUCUGAAGACGAGAAGCCCGAAGGGGUCUCUUGUGAUUCGCUCAAGCCACUGUCGAAGGCUGUGACGCCGGCUUAUUGGGCUCGGUCACACGUCGUCACAACAUUGUGCACCUACCUCCCUUUCCAGGGAUUUGGGAUGAGCCAGACUCCACCUGCAUAUAUGAACAUGCUGCCAGGCUUGCCCCGGUACACCAGCAUCUACACGCCGCUGGCCGGCAUCUCCUCGGAAUACCAGCGCCAGAGGGCGAUCGUGCCCCUGGUGCCGUCUCUUCUGGCCAAUGACAGGGUGAAGAAAAAUGCUCUUUUGUGUUUUAAGGAUCCUAAUUUGAAUGCCGAGAAGGCUGCUGAUAAACCGAUUGCCUCGGAAACACAGAUCUCUGAGGACUCUGUGGGAGGGUCUGGAAAGGCACAGUGGGACCCACGUGAGUCUGACGGAAACGAGGGGCACUCCAGGAGCUCUGACAGCAAGUGCGAAAUCAGUGCAGAAAGUGUUCCACGUACGCAGGAGGUUGCUGUACAGGUGUCCUGGACCACAACACACCAAGAAGCCAAUACUGAGCCAUACGGUCCUUUUGAGGGGCAGCAGGGGGAUAUUUCACAUAUUGAAAAGGAGUACUCUGUCUUACAAGAGCAGCUUCAGGAAGUGUGUGAAAAUUAUGAGCACAUAAAACUCAAGAGCUUAGAAGAGACCAGGGACCUGGAAGAAAAGCUGAAAAGGAACCUAGAAGAAAACAAGAUCUCAGAGACAGAAUUAGAUUGGUUCAUCCAAGAUUUGGAAAGAGAAUUUAAAAAAUGGGAACAAGAGAAAAAGGAAAUCCAAGACAGACUAAAAGCAAUGAAGAAGAAAAUUAAAAAGGUUUUGAAUGCCAAUGAAAUGUCUACCCAGAAAAAUGAUGGAAUGGAUAAGGAAUAUGAGUUACAUCUGGAGCAGUCCUCUGAACACAGUAACACAUUUACAGAUGAGAGAAUGAAAAUAGAAGAUGGUAUAAAAAAGGGGAGAGAACAUUAUGAAGAGAGUCACCAAAGGGCUCUGAUUGCAGAGGUAUCUGUGCUUGAGAACUGGAAGGAAGGUGAAAUAUAUAAGCUACAGACCAUGGCAUCCAAAGCUGAAGCCUACCUGAAGCACCUCAUGAGCAGUGAUUCUGCAGCAUAUCCCAACAAGGAAUCUGAUAUACAUUCAUGGGAAUCAUUUAUUUCUACUGUUGCAAAAGAAAUUACAAAAGCAGAGUCUCAGUUUGAAGACCAAAUUAGGGCAAUUAGAAAUGGAUCUCGGCUCCGAGAACUUCCUCAAGUGCGAGUUUCUGAGCUUUCAUUUCCUGCCUGUAAAGUGGUCUGUGCCAAGUUAGACCCCGAGUGUCCAGGCCCUGAGAGUCAGGUGCCUGUGACUCCUGCAAGCAGCCAGACCGGGGCGGAUGGCCAGGAUGACUGCUCAGGAGAGGCCCCUGCUGCACCAGCACCUUCUGGGCAGCCGGAAGUGGCUCCACCGCCAGAGCCCCAGAGGGCCAGCCAGGCAGCUCCGCCAGCACCGAGCCCCGAAGCAGAUGAGGGACAGCCUGUUCCUCCGGAGCGCACUCCCCAUUCCAGCCAGUCUCCAAAGAAGCCGCUAAACAGUAUUACCGAGCACCUGUCGGCAAUAUUCCCAUGUCACACCAGCAUUGAGCUUGCUGGUUUCAUUAAAAAAGUUCGAAGCAAGAGCAAGAACUCGCUUGCAGAGCUGAGUAUCGAUGAAAUUGUCCAGAGAGUGACGGAGCACAUUCUAGAUGAACAGAAAAAGAAGCCAAAUCCCGGACAGGACAAAGGGACACCCGGCGCCGGCCCUGCCGCUUCUGCUUCUGUGACCACGUCCUCUGGGAGUCCACCCCCAGCGACUGCCAGGCCGCCGACCACCAAGGCUCAGAAAACACCACAUGUCCCUGCACCAGGUGCAAGCGCCUGUGAAAUAUGCCGCAAGGUGUUCAAGUCCAAAAAUACGUGUGCGCUGAAAUGUGGGCACAAGUUUCACAAAGGGUGCUUUAAGCAGUGGCUUAAAGGACACAGCAGCUGCCCCACCUGCCGUGAUGGUGCCCUCUCGUCGGGAGAGCAGUGAGGCCCUAGAGCCUCUCUGCUGUGCGCCACCUCACCGCCGUGUGGUUGGCCUGUGCACAGAACUGAGGCGAUGCCAGGCUCCUCUCGUGCGAAGAGCAGACAUCUGAAGACUCUGGCAUCGCGUGUCACAAGGCCCCAAACGGAAACCUUCAGUGUGUUGCUGUUGAGUAAUUUUCCCUCUGAGUAAAUGCUUCAGUGAUAGCCGCAUCGUGGCAUAUGCAGCGUGUGUCACCCAUCCCCCUGCAGAGGGCUCCUAGGCAUGGGUGGCUUCUCUCGGGAAGUAUUGUCAGUGCCUCAGAACUGUCCUUGACCUGGAAGAGUUCCUAACCUCGCUAAGUGCCCCGCUUCCCUUUCUGUGUGCGAAAAGUCUUUUGUAUUAGUAGCCUUUAAAUUAUUCUGUGUGAUCCAGUGUUCCUGAAAACAUACCUAUAUUUUCCCUCAAAGAUUCAGCUUUUUAAAAAUGGACUUAAAUCACAGUUUAAUAAUGUGUAGUUAAUGUUAAAAUAUUGGCUGGUGUAGACCAAAAGAUUGGAUCUCUUCGUGAAAUCCCAAGUGCUUUUGUUGUUUCAUCAUUUUAUUUCCCCCAUAGAUUUUUAAACUGUUCAUUUUUCGUCAGAGAAGUAAUCUAACUUGAAAAUCAGUUAGAGAACACAUUCCUAGUAAAGAGUUGGCCUAGACAUUUUUCCUUUAAGAUCGAGGCUAUGUCUUCGUCCUCCGUCCACUUUGGGUUCCCUCUGAGAAGGCUCCGCUGUUCUCGCGGGCAGCAUCUGGCCUCGUGACCCACACGGUGCCGGGCACAUGUGGGUGUUGUGUCGAGCCAGUCCCCAUUUCCAUCCAGUCUCACCGCCAGCCGCGACACUUGUGCAGUUGACAGCCCCGUGGCAUCCGUUUGUCACCUGUGUUUGACCUUCGUGUACAGUAAUGCAUGCCGUCUUGUACCGUGGCCUGAGAGCAACACUAAUGCUUUAGAAGCUGUCAAGACAUGUGCAUCUUUUAACGACCUAAAGACAGUGCUAAGUAGAGAAACACAUUCCAUUUCUCUGAAACAGGAAGGAUCACAAAAUGUUUCUCGCUGUGUUCUGCCCCUUCGGCCCCUCGGCGUCCCGAGUGUGUGCGCGGAGCGGGUCACCCUCCUCUGCCUGUGUUCCCGCGAGCCGUGAUGUCCCCGUGACUUGGCCGUAGCAGCCCCUUACUCCCGAGCACUCCUGCAGUGGUUCCUUCCUAAGCCUCACCUGUGUGUUCGUGGCAGUCGGGUGCUGUGUGUGCUCCAGUCCCUCGGCCCAGUUUGUAGCAACAAGUGCAUUGUGCCCUGUGCUUCCCUGCCAGCCGUGUGACCUGCCUUAUUCUCAAUAAAGAGCGCCCCAAAGACCA